CAUAUUGACCCGCAUUUGGUUGUUUUGGUGAACGUUAAGGUUUUAUGCAUAGAUGCAUUUGAUUCAUUCUGGAUAUUACUCGUGCAUAUUAAUAAUGUGUGCACAAAUGGCCGAUUAUCGAUCGAUGAUAGAUAAAUAGGGAGCGUGGGUGUCAGUACUUGAAGGGGUUAUGGAUGCCCUUGAAAAUCCAGGUUGUGGUUUUGACGAAUCUUUGGAGCUAGCUGACAAGGCUUUGAAGUCGACGGACAUUACGUCACUUGACCUGGGGUCGGAAGGGGAUUUUUUACCAGUCAGCUGUAGCUCUACGUCGUUCGACUACAGCAACUCGUGGGAUACCCAGGCAUCAACGUCUUCGUCGUCGUCGGUGGAAACGUCAAAACAAUGUCAGGUGUUUUCAUCAGAAAAACAGAGUUUAGAUGAUGAUGGCAACAUGCACGCAGCUGACUCGAACAGCUCCAAACAGGUGUUAGUGCCGUGUAAAGUGUGCGGGGACCGGGCAUCCGGCUACCACUACGGCGUAAAUUCGUGCGAGGGCUGUAAGGGAUUUUUUCGUCGCAGCAUCCAGAAGCAAAUUGAGUAUCGGUGUUUGCGAGACGGAAAGUGCAUGGUGAUUCGAUUGAACCGGAACCGUUGUCAGUACUGUCGCUUCAAGAAGUGUUUGGCCGUCGGCAUGUCACGUGACUCUGUGAGGUACGGACGUGUUCCGAAGCGGUGUAAAAGCCAGGAUGAUUCUCGCGUGAGCUCGACGGACUCGAGCCAGGAACAGACAGCGCUGGAGAGCAAACAACUCGCCAUUUACGACGUCAUCCUCAGCGUGUCGCAGGCUCACCACACACACUGUGCUGUCACUGAGGACAAGGUCAAGGUCAUUCAGAGAAAGCCUGCAACACUGAUGCAGAAAAUCCGGAUUCCUGACGGAGCGACACAGUUUUCCAAUGAAGAGCUGGAGCGACAGCGUCUGUUGAUGUGGCAGCAACUUUCUGAUCUUGUUACUCCAGCCAUUCAGAGUGUCGUGGAGUUCGCCAAACGAGUACCAGGGUUUUCCGACCUAUCUCAGGAUGAUCAACUCAUUUUAAUAAAGUCUGGAUUCUUCGAGAUCUGGCUAACACGAAUGUCUCGCAUGUUCAACAAGAGUGAGAAUGUUGUCACGUUUGACGAAGGAAGUCUUAUACUGAAGGAUGAACUCGCCGUUGUUUACUCUCCUGAGUUCAUCGUUGCAAUGUUUGAUGUGGCAGCCAGCUUUAACCUUCUUUGUCUCAAUGACACUGAAAUUGGACUCUUCACUGGAAUUGUUUUGUGUUCUGCAGACCGCCACGCGCUGUCAGACACGAAGUCCGUGGAGAAGAUUCAGGACAAGCUGAUUGAGGCGCUGAAGCUGCAGGUGAGCCGGAACCACUCGACGGAGGAGAACCUGUUCGCCACGAUCAUCAUGAAGCUGCCCGAGCUGCGCACCCUCGGAACGCAGCAUAAUGAACUGCUCAAGUGGUAUCGCCAGCAGUGGGGUCAGGUGACUCUCCCUCCACUGUUCGCUGAAAUCUUCGAUAUACCAAAAUGCGAGGAAGAAACUCAGGGAUGAGGCAGCUAGUCAUAAUUAGCAUCAUUGUAGAAACCAUAGCAACAGGGAAAUAACUCUAGUAGUCUUCAGGUUUUUUUUUUUUUUGUGUUUUUUUGUACAGGGAGACAACUGGUUUGUCUCUCUUGUGGAAGAUGUAGAAGCUAAAUGUUUCCUUCUUACCAUCAGAAAACUGUUCAGGGAUGUAUUUAUUUUUUACUAUGUUCACUUUUUAAAUGGACUUGACUGAAUGGUUGUGUUUCUUAUUGUUGACAUUUCUCUGGUGCUUCAACUAUUCACCUUCUUACCCCAAGACCAAGUGUUCUUUGUUUAUACCAAGUGUUGUAGAUGCAUUAUUGACAUACUUUUAAAAAACACUUUGUUUUGGCUUUGUUAAUAUCCUUUUAUAUUUUAAACAUUUUACCUUGCCUCACCUAGAGUGGUUAGUUAAAAUUUAUAAAAAUGAAAUUACAGAUGGGAUAAUUAUAGGAUUUUAAACAAACUUCCAUUUCGUAUCAUGUUUAUGCCCCAAGUAAAAUGAUUUUCAGUUGUUACAAGCUUUAGUGUGUGACAAUACAAAUUAUUUUAUGAGGGACAUAAAUAUGAUACAAAAUGGUAGCGACUUUAAUAUCCUAUUAUUACCCAUAAUUGAUCUUAAUUUAUAUCACUCAUCUUGUUUUGUUG
Molecule: messenger RNA, 2236 nt
Organism: Gigantopelta aegis
Lineage: Eukaryota; Metazoa; Mollusca; Gastropoda; Neomphalida; Peltospiridae
Product: ecdysone-induced protein 78C-like
Exons: 9
Coding region: 170-1576 (468 amino acids)
Biological process (GO): regulation of DNA-templated transcription
Molecular function (GO): nuclear receptor activity; zinc ion binding; sequence-specific DNA binding
Source: RefSeq, a predicted model, not a curated record